Girardinichthys multiradiatus is the source of this 1260-nucleotide messenger RNA. Its product is annotated as class I histocompatibility antigen, F10 alpha chain-like. Gene Ontology annotation, cellular component: external side of plasma membrane. Gene Ontology annotation, biological process: immune response. The transcript has 6 exons. NCBI's taxonomy places the organism in Eukaryota, Metazoa, Chordata, Actinopteri, Cyprinodontiformes, Goodeidae. The record is from RefSeq and is a predicted model, not a curated record. The coding region runs from base 1 to 1260 and encodes 419 amino acids.
AUGUAUAACACGGUUCCUCAAAUGCCUGUUUUCCACCAACGUAGUUUGGUGCCCCUUCCAGUUCCUGAACGUGAUUGCGAACCCGUGAUGCACGUUUCCACCGAUGAAAAGAAGUUCCACGACGCAAACUGUGGUUCAGCUCAGCAGAAUACUUGGUUUCUCUGCAUAAACUGCAAUGUCACCCGGGGACGAUUUGGAACUGGAUGUGAUCGAUACAAUAAGUACGAUGUCUAUGACGAAGAACGUGUCGCAUGUCCCAGCGGGGGGAACCGAGAGGUCGGCCCAGGACACGCUGGAGGAAAUACGUCUCUCGUCUACACGGCAUCUUCUGGAAUCUCAAACUUUCCUGACUAUGUGUCUCUUGGAUUGGUUGAUGAUGUUCAGAUAAGUUGCUGUGACAGCAACACAAGAGUGAAUAAACCCAGUCAGGAAUGGAUGAGAAAGGUUGAAGAAGAAGAUCCUCAGUACUGGGAGAGUGAGACAAAAGUAUGCCUGAAAAAUCAAAACACGUUCAAAAGAAACAUCGAUAUCGCAAAACAACUCUUCAACCAAACUGAAGGGGUGCAUGUCUAUAAAAAAAUGAUGGGCUGUGAGUGGGAUAGUGAAACUGGAAUGAUUAAAGGUUAUGACCAGUAUGGGUAUGAUGGGGAGGAUUUCAUUGCACUGGACCUGAUGUCAGAGACUUGGACCGCUCCAAAACAAGAAGCUAUAAGAACCAAACACAAAUGGGAUCGUGACGUGUUUGAAAAAGAGUAUCUGACUAAAGAUUGUAUUGACUGGUUGAAGAAGUAUGUUAACUAUGGGAGGAGCUUUCUGAUGAGAUCAGAUCUCCCCAGAAUGUCUUUCCUUCAGAAGACUUCCUCCUCUCCAGUCAGCUGUCACGCUACAGGUUUCUAUCCCAACAGAGCAGAAAUGUUCUGGAGAAAAGAUGGAGUAAAGGAUCCUGAGGGUGUAGUCAAAGGAAAGAUCCUCCCCAACAACGAUGGGACCUUCCAGAUGACUGUUGACAUCAAUCUUUCAUCUGUUUCACCUGAAGACUGGACAAAGUAUGAAUGCGUGUUUCAGCUCUCGGGAGAAAAGGAAUUUCUCAGCAAAGUUGAAAAAGCAAAGAUCAGGACAAAUGAAGCUCCUUUCAGCUUCAUGAUCAUCCCCAUCACUGUUGCAGUCGUUGUUCUCGCUGUCAUUGCUGUGAUUGGAUUCAUUCUUUACAAAAAGAAAAAUGGUGAGACCCAAACAUUGUUCUUUUUUUCAGUAACCUGA